UGUGACAGUAUGACUCUGUCCAGCACCUCGGCUGUUCGCAGAGGAAGCACUCCUCUGCCAAUUAAGCACCAGCUCAGACGAGAAGAAGCUGUCCACGAUGACUGCGAUUGGGCGUCAGGUGCAGCUGGACCUUCUGCUUCACCAAUCAGCUUCAGCCCAGCCUUGGAUGACACUCUGACUGUGUCUGUGGAGGGCGGCAGACCUGAUGGGCCUUUAAGAAUCGCCCUACUGGGGCAGAAUGGCGUGGGGAAGUCUUCUCUGGCCAUCGCCCUCGCUGGAGACAUGGACAGAACAGCGUCUGUGGAUUCUGAAGGGGAGGGUUAUGUGCGCACAGUCACCGUGGAUGACGAGGAGAGCACCAUCAUUAUCUAUGACAACUGGAGACAGGACCUCUCGGCGCUGCUGUGUGAGGUGUGUGUCCUGGUUUUUUCGGUGACUGACAGGCGUAGUUUCCACCGCACUGCUCAACUCCGACUUCUCCUGAGGGAGACUCAGCCCCAAACUCCCAUCAUCCUCGUUGGUAAUAAGAGUGACCUCGUUCGCACACGUGAGGUCACCUCUCAAGAGGCCAUGUCCAGCGCCGCCCUCUUCAACUGCCUCUAUCUGGAGAUCUCUGCCUCGUUGGACCACCGUACUCCAGAGCUCCUAGAGUGCGCAGUGCGGCUAGCCAGGGGCGAUUCCCCCUGGCCCCCAGGAACCAGUGCGGAGGACAUGAAUUGGGGAGGCCAACGGGAGAGCAUCACCUCCCGUGCCAAACGUUUCCUGUCCAGCCUGGUGCCCCGGUACCCGCGAGAGCGAGAGGCGGGCAAGUUCAUGAGGCAGAAGUCCCGCUCGUGCCACGACCUGGGGGCACUGUGAUGGUGCCGUCGCAGGGAGUUUAAUGGUCAGAUUGUUAACAGAGGUAGCUGGAAGUGAUGUAGUAUACCAACAGAGAGAGGAAGAGGGAUGCAGCACAAAGAUGUGAGCAACAGAGGAGGUGUGAAGGUGCCAGAGUGACGGCAGGACAAUGUUGUGAAUGAUCAUCGUGUGCAUCCAGCAGAGGAAAACAGGGAGAAUGACUACAAUGUUAGUGAUGAUGUUUAUCCAUAGGAUGAUAUAGAAAUUUUGUACACAAGACUAAGAACAGAAGACGAUAACAUACUGUUGUAGAACACAUGUAAAUAAAUUGUCGUAGUGAUACAUAACUGCCACCCUCACAGCAUUGAGAGCGAAAUAAAUUGCUUCUA
This is a messenger RNA of Morone saxatilis (striped sea-bass), 1226 nucleotides long. RefSeq names its product GTP-binding protein REM 2-like. Gene Ontology annotation, molecular function: GTP binding; GTPase activity; calcium channel regulator activity. Gene Ontology annotation, cellular component: plasma membrane. The record is from RefSeq and is a predicted model, not a curated record. NCBI's taxonomy places the organism in Eukaryota, Metazoa, Chordata, Actinopteri, Moronidae.